GGUAUAUACGUCAAAUAUUCUAUGACUGGAACAUAUUUAUUCUCCAAUAAUAAUGUCGUUGAAUGCUUGUAAACUGUACAAGCGUAUGUCAUUUCAAGAUUAUGUCUACAGAAUAAGGCUUAACAAGGAAUUGAAAAUUAACAGAACCACUGGCGUAGAUGAUGGUGAUGGUGACGAUUCAAUGCAGAGUUCUCUCAUCAUCGAUUCACCUGACAACUAUUCAUGGAUAUACAACAUUGAGUAUAUAUCAUUUACAGUCAAUCACAAAAACGAUACUAAUAAUAAUGAUAACAAUUGCAUUACAAUCAAUCUUGAUAUUUUGAGAUACAUCAAUCAGUGCCUGUUGACGACAGACCGACGAAGAUACUCUUCCCUGUCCGGAAGUGAAUCAUCAGUUUAUUGGUAUCGACUAGCGAAAAAUGAAACGCUGCUCAAAGCUGUAAUUCAACUGAUUCCUACUGGAUACGGUGAUCCAUAUUUACAAGAUAUUUCAAUGAUUUUGUUAAGAAAUCUAUGCGUACUGGCUGGAUCUAACACUCCAGUUGAACAUUCGAGACUUCAAGACUGUCAACUUGCUCUGGGGAAUCUUAUUCAUAUCACUACAGGACCCUUAGUGAUACUGUCAAGUUCAUUCUGUUUCAGUCAAAUUGCUAAUUUAUCUACACAAGCUUUAGAUGGUCUAUUGAAAGCAACAUUUCUCCAUUAUCCAGAGUUCGCUACAAGUUUCAAUCCAGAUUUAUGGACAGAAAAACUUCUUCUGUUCUCUAACAUAUUACAGUCUAUUCACAGGUGCUUACCGAAAAUAUUUUUCACUGAAUCAAACAAUAUCGGUUCGUGUGAACAGUUAUCACGAUUUGCAAAGUACAUUACAGAUGAUGAUUCCAUGAAUUUAGAUAUUUUAGCCUCAUAUGUAAAUCUACUCACUACAGCGAUAACAAAACUGCCAUCGGUUGAAUUGUUGUUGACCCAGUCGCCCUCCUCUUCAACGGGAUCGUUAUUUGGACAUGGCAAUUGGGAAGUUGAGAAGAAAAAAUUCGUCAGUGUUAUCUAUUAUGCUUUGCCGAAUUUAUGCUUAGCUAUUGGAAAAGCUUGGCUCUGCUUAAACUGCUCAAGUCAACUGAUUCUAGUCUAUCCACCGAUAACCUCAAAAUGUAUAUUAUAUAUCAUACGUAUUAUUGGUUGUUUAUGUUCUCAUGGGAUUGAAACUAUCGAGGACAACAGCGACAACAAUCACACCUCAGAAUCAAGUCAAAUCAUUAAUCACCGUGAUAAUAAUAAUAAUAACUCGUUGAUUUUAUUACAUAAUCUCCUUCUUUUCAUUAACUGGUAUCAUCAGUACAGGUGUUCAUGGUCUAUGUGUGGUUUAGAAUUAUGCUGGUGUUUAAACAACUUUCUACAAUACUUCAAUCUAUCACUGUUCAAUGAUCAAUUGUCAAGAGAUGGCGUCAAUUGUUUUAUUGACUCACUUUUGUUUAAAUUAUUCACGUUAGAAUUAGGCGGUCAUAUGAAUGCGAGUAGAGAAGUAUUGAUUUUAUUGGAUACAUGCAUUCAAACAAGCGAAUGUAGUAAUAGUAAUAAUAAUAAAAGUUAUGCAUACUGGUUAUUAAAAAGGAUAACAAGUCAAUUAAAUUAUCAUUUAAAAUCAUUAUUUCUGUUUUGGAAAUAUUUAAAUGACAAAAACUAUUUAUCUGACCAUUAUGAUUGUUGUUAUAUUGAAACAUUUGUAUAUUUGAUAAAAUUUUUAUCAGAUUUACGCUUAUUUUUUAACGGUCAAGACUACCUUGAAGAAAAUUGUGAUAUACUUGCAAAAUUAUUCUCAGUGUGUCAUGAUCCUAUAACACUAUUGUCAUCAGUGUCAAAGUCAUUAUCGUUAGAUGAAACUAUAGCGUUAAUAUGCUCAGUGAAUUCUUGUAAUGACAUAUCAUCCUAUAUCAUAUCGAUAGUUAAUCAGUUUUGA
This is a messenger RNA of Trichobilharzia szidati, 1957 nucleotides long. Lineage: Eukaryota; Metazoa; Platyhelminthes; Trematoda; Strigeidida; Schistosomatidae. The record is from the annotation of a GenBank genome assembly.